AUGAGUGAUCUGAUUUCAAAAACUUACAAUAAAAUUUCAGAUGUUUUUUCAAGAUCUCAGGUAAAGAAGGCUGUUGAAGGUCUUAACACUUAUUAGCAAAGAGUGAAAUUAAUUGAUCAUAUUAUAGAUAGAAGAUAAGAAAUAAGAAAUGCUGAUGAUAUCGCAAAAAUCUAACAAUAUGCUCAUAUUUUUAAAAAAAUGUUAAGACGAUACAAAAAGAAGAAGGAUGAAGAUAAUGAAUAAGAAAAAGCUAAAUUGAAGAUGGAAAUGGUUAUGCAGUUAUUUCGAGGAGAAAAGAAAAAGCAAACUCAGAAUUAUGACAUGGAACAAAUAAAAAAACAACAAUUAGCGAAAUCAAGAAGAAAUGCCCUUCCUUAAUAAAAAAAAAACCAAUAGUAAUACACCCAGUCAACAAAGGUUGAAGAUUCCAAAAUGUUCGAAACAUCUCCAAGCAGAAAUAAGAAACUUAAUAGAUUCUUCACUGAAAAAGAUCCUCUGCAAGUAGAGAAAUAAGUAGAAUAAGAAAUAUAUGAUUUCCUCUAAAAAAAUCAUGAGCUUGAUUAAGUUCAAAAGGAUAGGUUUCUUAGAAUGACUGAUAAAAGUUAAUAAAUACGAUAUAUCGAAAGUAAAGUUAAGCAUCAAUUAGUUCUUCAAGAAAAUUAAUAACAAUAAUUGGCCAUUAAAUAACAUUAUUAAGUGAAAAACCUCUUUCGAUAAAAAAAUAACAGAGGUCACACUUAGAUUAAAUUGGCAAAAUCUUUUUAAGGAAAAUUAAAUGAUCUCAAAAUUGAUGGUCCUCUCACUUCCCGUAGAUAGAUCAAUGGAGAAGAUUCUUUUGCUUCAUACACAGAAAUCAAGUUAAACAAGUUGUAUCAAGAGUCUUCAUCUAUACAGAAGACUAUAAAAACAAAGACGUUGUCUUGUCCAACAAAUCAAAUUUAAAACUAUUUAAUCCAUACUAACAGAGAUAUAAUUGAUAUUUCAAACAAAAAAUUAUUCCAUAUUUAAAAGUUUAAAUUAUGA
Molecule: messenger RNA, 1023 nt
Organism: Paramecium tetraurelia
Lineage: Eukaryota; Ciliophora; Oligohymenophorea; Peniculida; Parameciidae
Exons: 2
Source: RefSeq, a predicted model, not a curated record